This is a messenger RNA of Henningerozyma blattae CBS 6284, 2529 nucleotides long. RefSeq lists its product as uncharacterized. The coding region runs from base 1 to 2529 and encodes 842 amino acids. The record is from RefSeq and is a predicted model, not a curated record. NCBI's taxonomy places the organism in Eukaryota, Fungi, Ascomycota, Saccharomycetes, Saccharomycetales, Saccharomycetaceae. Gene Ontology annotation, cellular component: Sin3-type complex. The transcript has a single exon.
AUGAAUAGUAUUAGAUAUAAAAAAUCGGAUAAUCUACAUAUACCACCAAAUAAAUUCGAAAACUUGGCAGAAAAUGGUUCGAAUGUAGCUACUACUACAACUACAAAUGUUACAACAUCAACAGGGUUAACACCUUCAAGUACACUUCCCAUACCUUCCUCACAAUUAGUAAGUUAUAUUUUCCCAGAUAUCAGAGCUUUGUAUUAUUUAAACUUACACUUAUUCUCAAACUUAUGUUUUUGUGAAACGGAAGUUCCUGGUUUUGAAAUAUACAUCGUUGAACAAUGGGUUGCCGAUAGAAAACUUUCGAGUUUAAUCACUUCAUAUACGGGUAAUUCCCAAGACGUUAUAAAAGCUGUUCAAGUUCUAUUACCAAGUGACCCAGAACUUUGGCCCGGCUCUUUAAAAUUAUACUACGAAGAGUUGUUACAAUUUUCACAACCAAAAGUAACUUCAAGGGGAGCUUUAUUCGUUACAAACUUAUUCUCUGUCCCAUCUGUAUUAAAUUUGCUGCAUGUAGAAUGUGGUGACUUAAGAGCUAUUUGGGAUGAUUUUAAAGCUAACUUUGAUUUGAAAAAAUUGCAUUGUGGGGGUAGGUCGGCUCUAUUAUUAAAUGCUCCAUCAACUGCUGCAGAAGAAAAAUUUUCUCAAUUAUAUAAAAUACCAAUUGAUAAUCCAAAUUUUAACAAUUCAAAUUGUAGUCAAUUGACUUCCGAUAUUAGUGAUACUCAUUUUGGUUCUAAACAAAGCUAUAAACCUUAUUCUGUAGUAGAACUGGUUACAUUAGUACAAAUAUCGUUAAGUUAUUUUCAUCUCUUUAAAAAUAAUGAUCCAAAAGAUGGUAUUCUUUGUAAUGAUACUAAACGUGCUAUCGACGAUUGGUGGAAUCAGUACGGGAAAUUAUAUCUGGGUAUGGAAAAGCCAAGAAAUGAAAGUACAAUGGGCCCAACAACUGUUUCAGCGAUUAUUAGUUUAGUAUUGAGUUGCUAUUGCAAACUAGUUGUGACAGAUUGUAUUUCAUCGAAAGAUCCAUUUGAUGAAGAUGACUUCUAUAUUGGAAUCCAUAAUUUUCAAAAAAAAUAUGGGCUAGCUAAGAAUAAUAGUAUCACAUACUUGGAUCACCAAACAAUAGAGAAGCUUUGUGAAAUUUCAGCAAAGACAUCCAAUUCAGAUAUUUUCAAGUUUAAAAAAGUUGUUUCAACUACUGUUCAAGAUUUGAGAGGUAAGGGUAAUCGUGCAAAGUUCACGAAUGAAAUAUUAACUACAGAUAUAGACAAUUUAGUUAAACAUAUCAAUGACGGUGCCUUAGGUAUUCUUUGGAAAGGAUCUGGAAAAAGAUCCAGAAAUUCCUGCAGAAUUAAGGCUUACGGUGAAGGUAUUGUUAAUUUGAAAUUUGAGAAUGGUAACCCAACUAAAAUACUAGAAAAACAAGACCAAAAAAUCUUGCAAAGGAAACUACAAGAAUCUGAAAGAAAGCAACAGCAGCAGAGAAAAUUAAGCGAGAAAAUGGAAUCAGAUAAUCAUAAUAACAAUCACAGCAGUAAUAAUAAUGGCAAUAGCAAUAAUGUGUUAUAUUCAGAAACAGACGAAGAUGAAUCAGAGGAGUAUGAUGAUUUAUCUUUAGGUGGGAAGCAAAAUAAAGCGUCAAUAUCGAGUGUUUCUGCUUCUUCCAUGUACUGUAAUUAUAACAAGACCAAAUACCAACAGAACUAUGAUACUAAUAGAAUAUAUAGGGGUGAAUAUCAUAGAAGAAAUUCCAUUCCUUUUAUAUCAGAUGGAACUAAAAAUCCUCGUGAGGAUAUUUUCAAUUAUCCUCAUAAUGUCACAGAAAAUGAGUUAUACAGAUGUAGCUCAAUGUCAAAAAUACAAGAUGUUGUUGAACAAUGGAAGUUACCAUUCGAUCCUUCCUUAAUUAGAAUGGCAAGGGAUUUAUUAAAAAUUAAAAAUCAAUUAGAAAUAAACCAAGAAGAAGAAUCAGGAGGUCUGUAUAUUCCAGUUGAAAAUUCCACGGAAUAUUUUGAGCAAAAUGAGGAAAUCCAAUUUAUUGAAGUUAAAAAGAAAUUGCAAGAAAAUUAUCAAAAGUAUGCUCAUAACGCAAAAAUAUUUAGAGCAAGACAUGAAGACGUUGAAAAUAGAAAAGAGCUCGUGUUAAGUAAAAUGCACGAACUAGAUUCUCUCUCAUCAAAGUUAAAAUAUAAUAUCCGUGUUUUAGAUAGACGUAUUAGAGAUGUGGAGGAUAGUAUCCGUCAAUUUGAUUCUAAACUGAAAUCUGUUAAGGACUCAUUUUCAAGUAAGUGUAUUUGUCCAUCAUUAGUAUCGGACCCAAUUACAAAUAAAACUGAAUUUGAGAAUUAUGUUAAGCAUUUUAUGGAUGAAGAGCGCGCAAGAUAUCAAUGCAUGGUUAUUAAAUGUCUCCAUCGAUUAAAAGUUAAAGAGUUCGAAAAUACAAUUAAUGUAUGGGUUUCAUGGAUUUUCAAUAAAGUAUUGCAUAGAAAUCACUCCAUUAUUGAGGAUAAGAAAGUUAUUUAG